GCCCAACAUCGGAACGUCGAGACAAGAGCGAUGGCCGGCGCCCGCUUCGUCACAGCCCACGCGUGCUGCAAGGACGAACUCUUUCGCUCCGACUACAUCCGGACCAACAAGGCGGGCGGCCUCAAGAGCCUGAGGUGCUUUCCGCAUUGCUGCCGCGGCCAUCGAACCAAGACAUUCUGCGGGACGGGCGUUGCGGUCGAGUGCGACGUGCCCGAGUGCACGCUCGUGUACAGCUACUUUGCGUGCAACGACUACGACCACGAGAAGCAGCGCCAGAACCUGAGCCCGUAUGCGCACGAUAGCAGUGGCAAGGAAGACGCGCCGAUUGCCUUUGCUGUUGGCAAGCGGUACCGCGUGGCGGAUUUCGAGUCGCUCGUCAAGACAAAGGACAAUCUCUUCGGCCCGAUCUUCCCGGGCGCGCGGCAGCGACUGCCGGACGCUUCGACGGCGCAAUUUGUCAUCAACGGUGAUCGACAGUGCUGGCACUACGGCUGGUUCUCGUCCCGCGUCGGGAACAAGUACACGCACUGCCUCAAGGUCUUCUUUUUCCGGCCGGUCGCGGGAGCAAAUGAGAUCGAGUGCAUUGAGACGAUUCAAAGCAACGACUUUCACAUUCGGUCGAGUCGUGUCGUGCGCAAGCAGACUCGCCUCGAGCGCCAUAGCGUGGUGAACGUACCGUCGCCCGUCGACGUGGACGAGGACGAAGUGACAUGCUCGUCGUCGUCGUCGGAGCGCAAGGAGAAGAACGAGUCUUCUGCCAAAUCCAGUCGCAAGCGGGAUAUUCUAUGCCUCCUCAACCCCAACUCGCCCCGCGUGACGGAAAAAAUUGCGCGGCUUCAGCACGUGUCGCCGUCGGCGGCGAUUCAAGGGCGCGCGCUGCCGCCGCUGCUUGGGCUCUCCUCGCUCGUCCAGCGCGCCAACGACGUGUAUUUCCUCGUGCAAGUGCUAAGCCGCGUCGCCGAUUUCCAUACGGCGGGGCGGGAGAGCGACGAUGACAACGGGCGCGUCACGCGCAAGUACUUUUCGCUGACGCCGUUCCACUUUUUCUUUGUCAAGUCGCUCACGCUCGAGCUGCCGCUGUCGUGCCCGCGCAUCACGUGCGGGUCGCCAAUGGAAGGCGUCUUCUCCGUGCUUGUCGCGGGUGUCGAGCGAGCCAUCGCGCGUGGAUUCCUCGCCAAGCUUCGGGACUUUGUCUUGCGACACCCCAAGGACUUGCUCGAGGCGUACAGCACCUUCCUUCGCUUCUUCGAGGACGAGCUCGUGCUCAUGGCACAAGAGCUUCCGACACAGUGCCACACAAUGAGUGAUCUCGUCGAGUACGUCGCAAGCACAUUCGUGCACGAGCUUGGAGAAAAGUACAAGGAGCUGCUUCCGGCGAGGACUUAUGCGACGGAGCCGUCCGUUGAUGCGCUUUACCUCGGGAAGGAGCUCGUGGCUGCUUUGGCGUCGUCCUCGACAGCGCCGCAGUGGAGCCCAACACUCAAAAACAACGCCUUUUCUUCGCUCACGGGCAAGUGGACGCGCCUCUCCCUGCAGUGCCGCAUGCAGCCGCAGCGUCACCCGUCGUGGCUCUACCGGCUCUUGACCGACGUCGCGUCGCGUACGUGGAGCAUCGACGACCGCGGCGACGAGAUGCUGAUUCUGUGGCCGGGGAGCGUUGGCACGUCCCACAUUAUCCACAAACUCUGCGGCAAGCACCGGCACUUGGGCCAGUCGCCGUAUGGUCUCCGGUCCGAGUGCACACAGCUCGUGGGGUACCUCGGGAAGCGCAACUUCCGAGACAAUACGGUCACGCUCGAGUACUACUACUGGCCCGCGGACGAAGCCGACUCGGCAUCGAUGCGGAAGCGUCUCACGCGGCACUUUCGCACGCACCCGGACCACCCGCAUCUGCUCGAGAUCCACAACGUCCUCGAGGUCUGCAAGUGCCCCGACGCGAGCGACGAUCCGCUGACAGCGGUGGCGCGGCUCAACUACCCCGGCGACUGGCGCCUCGAGUCGAGCUCCAUGGACACGUACGAGCGGACGCCAUAGAGAUAUAUUUGUAGCCAAGAUAACACAACGCAUAUUUAUCCUUGACCCGCCAA
This is a messenger RNA of Saprolegnia diclina VS20, 2087 nucleotides long. RefSeq lists its product as hypothetical. The transcript has 9 exons. NCBI's taxonomy places the organism in Eukaryota, Oomycota, Saprolegniomycetes, Saprolegniales, Saprolegniaceae. Bases 31 to 2034 code for a protein of 667 amino acids. The record is from RefSeq and is a predicted model, not a curated record.